CCGCAUCGCCCACCAGCCUCCCCUCAGAUCUCCCCCCGACCCACGCCGCAUCUCGCCCGCCCGCCGGCGAGGGGGGGCCGCCGCCGCCGCCGCGAUGUACAUGGCGUACGGGUGGCCGCAGUCGAUCCCGCUGGACCCGGGCGAGUCCGACGGCGCGGUCCUCCUCCGCGUCCUCGGCCGCCUCCUCCUCGCCGUCUGCCCCGCCUCGCUCCACCUCUGGUCCGCCUCCCACCACAAGGUCCGCCUCGCCCGCCUCGACCGCUCCCCGGACUCCCUCGCCGCGCACGGCCCCAACGCCCACGCCGUCUGGAGCCCCGACGCCAAGACCGUCGCCGUCCUGACCUCCUCCUUCUACCUCCACAUAUACAAGGUGCAGCUCUCGGGGAAGCCGCUGAUCGUCGGGGGCAAGCAGCUCCCCGGGCUCUGCCUCGCCGGUCUAUCCCAAAUUAUCGUCGAGAAGGUCCCUCUCGCCAAUGACAUUUCCAUAACGAGCAAUUUUGCGUGCGACAGCAAGAGCAUGCUCCUUGGGCUGUCCAAUGGGCACUUGCAGGUCGUGUCCUGGAAUGCUGAGUUCUCGGACAGCUUCAAGCUUCGUUGCUCCUCAUGCUCGCCCGACAAAACCGCUGCCGUUGUAGAUGCUUUGGUGUUUGACCCGCCUAGCUUGCGAGGAAAUUCUAAUGCAAGGCCUGCUCCCUGCUGCACAGGGGAUUUUGCUAUCGUCCAUGUUGAGUUGUCGGUGAAGCUAAGAUUGCUAGUUGCUGUGUACUCAGACUGUCAGGUUGCGCUCUGUACGGUCGGUAAGAAGGGAUUGAAGCAAACCAGCGGCAUCAGGGUAGACAGAUGGUUGAGCACUGGUGAUGCAAUGUGUACUUCUGUGGCUUCCGAACAGCAGAUUCUUGCUGUCGGGUGCAGCAGAGGUGUUGUUGAAUUGUAUGACCUGGCUGAGAAUGCGCGGCAUAUACGCACUCUUUCUUUGUUUGAUUGGGGGUAUUCAGUGGAAGAUACCGGUCCAGUCACUUGUAUAUCUUGGACGCCUGACAAUUGUGCUUUUGCAGUUGGAUGGAAAUUUAGGGGACUUACUGUUUGGUCUGUAUCUGGAUGUCGGUUGAUGUGCACAUUUCGUCAAGCCGGAUCGAAUUCUGCUUUGUCUCCAAUGGUUAAACCUAAUGCCCAAAAAUUUGAGCCUCUAAUGGGUGGGACAUCACACAUUCAAUGGGAUGAUUAUGGAUAUAAAUUAUUUGCAGUUGAAGAAAGCUUAUCAGAAAGGGUUCUUGCUUUCUCAUUUGCCAAAUGUUGCCUCAACAGAGGACUUUCGAGCACAACAUAUACUCGCCAGAUUCUUUAUGGCGAAGACCGAAUCCUGUUAGUGCAACCUGAUGAUACUGAUGAACUUAAGAUAUUGCAUCUUAAUGUUCCAGUGUCCUAUAGUUCACAGAACUGGCCAGUUCUGCAUGUAGUUGCAAGUGAUGAUGGCAUGUACUUGGCAGUUGCUGGCUCUCGUGGCCUAGUGCUGUAUGAUUUGCGAAACAAAAGAUGGCGUUUUUUUGGGGAUGUUACUCAAGAGCAAAAGAUUCAAUGCAAAGGCUUGUUGUGGCUGGGUAAAAUAGUCAUCAUAUGCAAUUAUGUUGAAUCAUCAAACACGUACGAGCUGCUGUUUUUCCCAAGAUAUCACCUUGAUCAUAGCUCCUUACUUUACCGGAAACCACUGCUUGGUAGACCCAUUGUCAUGGAUGUCUUUCAGGAUUACAUUCUUGUUACCUACAGUCCAUUUGAUGUGCAUAUAUUCCAUGUGAUGAUCUCGGGAGAAUUGUCACCUACCAGUAGUCCAGUUUUACAGCUUUCAACAGUUCGAGAACUUUCAAUUAUGAGUCCAAAGAGCCCACCUGUUUCAAUGCGCUUGAUUCCUGAACCAACUGAUGAAGGUGUGCUGAAGCGGGAUACAAAUGAAUCUUCUAACCUGUCGUCCCAACAACCUUCAAGAUGUCUGAUCUUGCGGGUGAAUGGGGAACUUUCUGUGCUGGACAUGGAUGAUGGACAUGAGCAAGCACUUACAAAUUCAGUUGAACUCUUCUGGGUCGUCGGUUCUCAAGAAGAAGAGAAGAGUAAUCUUAUCAAAGAGGUGUCAUGGCUUGACUAUGGCCAUCAAGGGAUGCAGGUAUGGUACCCAUCACAUGGAGCAAAUCCUUUUAGGCAAGAGGAUUUUCUGCAGUUGGAUCCAGAGCUUGAAUUUGACCGUGAGGUGUAUCCUCUUGGUCUCCUGCCAAAUGUUGGUGCAGUUGUUGGUGUUUCUCAGAGGACGUCCUUUUCAACCGCAGAGUUCCCAUGCUUUGAGCCUUCUCCAAAAGCGCAAACAAUAUUGCAUUGUUUACUACGGCAUCUUCUUCAGAGAGACAAACAUGAAGAAGCUUUACGUUUGGCAAACUUGUCAGCAGAGAAACCUCACUUCUCUCACUGUUUAGAGUGGCUUCUGUUUACGGUAUUUGAAGCAGAUAUAUCAAGGCCAAGUGCUAUAAAAAAUCAACUUCCACAAAAGGGUGAAUCUCCAAAGAAGUCUCUUUUAGAGAAGACAUGUGACCUACUUCGAAAUUUUUCUGAAUAUAUGGAUGUAGUAGUCAGUGUUGCUAGGAAAACUGAUGGCCGGCACUGGGCAGAUCUUUUCUCUGCAGCUGGACGAUCCACAGAGAUGUUCGAGGAAUGUUUCCAACGGAGAUGGUACAGGACUGCUGCUUGCUACAUACUGGUCAUUGCUAAGCUGGAAGGCCCUGCUGUCAGUCAGUAUUGUGCACUCCGUUUGCUUCAAGCUACACUCGAUGAAUCUCUGUACGAGCUUGCUGGGGAGCUGGUCCGCUUCUUGCUAAGGUCUGGCAGAGACUUUGAAAAUGCCAGUACGGACUCUGAAAAACUAUCUCCAAGGUUUAUGGGCUAUCUUCUAUUCCGUUCGCCAUACAAAAGACAAUCUUCUGACUUGAAAAGUAACUCAAUGAAAGAACUUAGCCCACAUAUUAACUCUGUUAUGAACAUUCUGGAGAGCCAUGCCAGCUAUUUGAUGUCUGGCAAGGAACUUUCAAAGCUCGUUGCUUUUGUCAAAGGGACUCAAUUUGAUCUUGUGGAAUAUCUUCAGCGAGAAAGGCAAGGGUCUGCCCGACUGGAGAAUUUUGCAUCUGCACUUGAACUAAUUGGAGAAAAGCUCCAAAUGGACACACUUCAGAGCCGGCUAGAUGCUGAGUUCCUUCUUGCUCAUAUGUGUUCUGUCAAGUUUAAGGAAUGGAUUGUCGUGCUAGCAACUUUAUUGAGGCGUGCAGAGGUUUUGGUGGAUCUCUUUCGACAUGAUCUGAGAUUGUGGAAAGCAUAUAGCAUCACUCUACAGUCACACGAUGUAUUCAGCGAGUACCUUGAUCUUCUUAGCGCCUUGGAGGAGGAGCUUUCGUCUGUUUCCGAUCGCACAUUGCAAAGCAACGGACCGGUGUCAUGAUACUCAAAGGAUAGCGAUUUUGGGUGGCCAACAAUUUUAGCCUGGUGUUAAGUUAACACAUACUGUUAGGAGGAGAGAAAGGCGCGGGGAAUCGUUUGUAAAUAGCGAUUAUUUGGGGGAUGUUCCCCCCUUGGAGGCGAGCAAGAGCCUUAGAGGUUAGGACAAGAGCCUUUUGUGCAGUGAAAUGAGUUAAAUCACCAUAUUGUUGUAUCAUUUAGUUGCGGCAGAGUGGAGUAUGCAUUCUUCCCCUUUCUGUAUGUAUGCGGACAAUGUAAAGUACAUACUGCCAGUUAUGAGCAUCCAGUCGCUUUUUCUGCUUCUCUCUGCCAUGUGUAAAGGUUACCAGAUGUGUUUAUUUAUUUUAUUUUCCUUGAAAAAGUGAUACAUUUA
This is a messenger RNA of Triticum dicoccoides, 3862 nucleotides long. RefSeq names its product guanine nucleotide exchange factor subunit RIC1-like. The coding region runs from base 95 to 3472 and encodes 1125 amino acids. NCBI's taxonomy places the organism in Eukaryota, Viridiplantae, Streptophyta, Magnoliopsida, Poales, Poaceae. Gene Ontology annotation, cellular component: cytosol; Golgi membrane; Ric1-Rgp1 guanyl-nucleotide exchange factor complex. Gene Ontology annotation, biological process: intracellular protein transport; retrograde transport, endosome to Golgi. The record is from RefSeq and is a predicted model, not a curated record. The transcript has 22 exons. Gene Ontology annotation, molecular function: protein binding.